CUGUGGUCAACAGAUACAGACACAUUGGGUUGCUUCUUAUCACAAACGAAAAUUAUUCAAAUAGACGAAAAUAAUUAAGCAAUUUUGCGUGUUUUUGCAAAUUGUGCGCAAUUAACAAAUUUUAGUUAUAAGUGCGAAUGAGGGCCGUGGUAUUUUUUUGGCUCCUGCUGGCUCUGAACAGUGGGAGCGCCCAUUAUAGCGGCGGGUCCAAUGUCGUUUACCACACACUGCCACAUUUCUGGACGGGCGUGGGCUUUUGUCCGGCCGGCCGCAUAAACCACAAGGAUAUCAGCGAAACGCUGGCAUCUCCGGCCGUGCAAAUGAAUCUCAGGCAGAUAUCGGCCCUGCCCAAAGGGGCCGUCACACACAUACGCAUACAUUGGUUGCUGGAGUUGGUCGAGUUCCUGCAAUAUUCGGCUGCGGGUGUACCCAUCUAUGACUUUAGUAAGUUUGACGACUUUGUGGACAAUCUGCAGGAACUGCAAUUGGCGCCUGUUCUGGAGUUUAUGGCCAACCCUGGUGAUGUUUUCCUGCAGAACCCAAAUAGGAAUUCAUUUUUAUGGGAGCAUUUCGCCAAGACAACUGUGAGGCAUUUUCUCGCACGUCACGGGGCAGCUCGUAUGUCCAAUUGGCGGUUCGAGACCUGGAACGAGCCGGAUAUACAUAACUAUAAUCGUCUGAAUUUCACGGCCGCCACCUAUAUGGAGUAUGUGCGGGCUAUACGACGGGGCCUAAGCAACGCCACAGGUCAUCGACGUCGUCGUAAGAAACAGAACUAUAGAGCAUUACGCGGACCCGCGGGUCUCUUCAAGUCCCAUGAGCAUCAUCCAUUGUGCUGGCAGUUAUUGGAUGUUUGCAAUCGACAAUUGUCGCAAUGUCCCAUAGAUAUAUUGACGUUUCAUCGCAAGGGCCAUGGUGAGGCAGCGGAAAUUCUUAAUGGCACGAUGGAGCUGUUACAGGAAAUAUACCAACAGUACCCGAAUUUGAGAAAACUGCCAGUGGCUAAUGACGAAGCUGAUCCGGAGUCGAAUUGGAGCACACCACGCGACUACCAGGCCGAUGUGCGCUACGCUGUGAUACUGUUGUCCACAGUAUUGGAGCACUGGCGAGCUAAGCUGGCUGUGAACGGCGUGCUCUCGAAAUUGGAGUCACUUAGUCACGAUAAUGCCUUUCUCAGCUACCAUCCCCAUGAGUUUAGUCAACGCACACUGCUGGCCCAUUUCCGGUUUAAUGAGACUCAACCACCGCAUUCGCAAUUCGUGCAGAAACCCGUCUACGCUGCUCUGGGAAUGCUCUCCAAGUUGGGCAAUAAGGCAGCUGAUGUCGAAUUGGUGAACAUGGAUCAGGAGCACAGCGUGCAAGUGCUGAGAAGUGUUUCCGGCAGCGGACCAUCAGCGUAUAUAGCAGCUAUAUUCGUGAGUCCGGAGCAGGCGGGUCCGCAGCUAACGUCCUACCAUCACAAAUAUACGCUGAAUAUGUCCAUUGCGAAUGAGUCGGCCUUCAUUACGGAGCUGUUGGUGCCACAAACUACGGAUCCCUUCUACAUUUGGCAACAGAAUGGCAGCCCAGCGUAUCCAAACGCAACGUUGCGAGCGGCCAUGAGACGCGCUCAGACCCCACGUCUCUACGAGACUGGUCCCAUUUGGGAGUACAAUAGUGAGUUGGUCCUGAAUUCGGCUAGCUUGCCACUACCCUGGGCCAUGCUCUUACGGGUGUGCUCCGGCAGUUGGCCCAAGCUGAAGCAACCCAAGAAUUUAGAGAUUGUGGAAGUUACGAAAGGUGAAGUAUUUCUCAGCUGGCGGGAGAAUUCAAAAUCGACACAGUGCCUGAAGACCUACGAGGUAUGGUUUCGGGAACGUAUUGGAGCGCAUUGGCAAUACAUAUCAAAGGGCUGGCAUUUACCAUAUCCAUCGUUUCAAUAUGCGCCCGCUGAAGGAUUCAGCGUCAACGGGUUCUAUAAGGUUCGGGGCGUGGAUCUCUUCAGUGCAACCAGUGCUUAUUCAGAGAUUGUGGAAUAUUUGGAAAUGUAAUUUAAUAAUUACUUAACAAGACAUCUACUUUAUAUGUAUGUAUAGAGUUUAUAAACAUAUCGCCGGCCAUAUAGCUGCCGGGUGUUGUAUACUCGUAGAUCAGAUUAGGCUAAUAGCCUCCAUAUGGAAAAAUGCAGGAAAACUAAGUUUAAAAUCGAUUAUAAUUUCUAUAAUUGUGACA
Scaptodrosophila lebanonensis is the source of this 2211-nucleotide messenger RNA. Its product is annotated as alpha-L-iduronidase. Gene Ontology annotation, biological process: carbohydrate metabolic process. Gene Ontology annotation, molecular function: L-iduronidase activity; protein binding. The record is from RefSeq and is a predicted model, not a curated record. The transcript has 4 exons. Bases 138 to 2030 code for a protein of 630 amino acids. Lineage: Eukaryota; Metazoa; Arthropoda; Insecta; Diptera; Drosophilidae.